Alternaria novae-zelandiae is the source of this 2682-nucleotide messenger RNA. RefSeq lists its product as uncharacterized. Gene Ontology annotation, molecular function: zinc ion binding; RNA polymerase II cis-regulatory region sequence-specific DNA binding; DNA-binding transcription factor activity, RNA polymerase II-specific. NCBI's taxonomy places the organism in Eukaryota, Fungi, Ascomycota, Dothideomycetes, Pleosporales, Pleosporaceae. The record is from RefSeq and is a predicted model, not a curated record. The transcript has 5 exons. Gene Ontology annotation, cellular component: chromatin. Gene Ontology annotation, biological process: DNA-templated transcription; regulation of transcription by RNA polymerase II. The coding region runs from base 1 to 2682 and encodes 893 amino acids.
AUGGCCGAUGUCCUGUUUCGGCACUGCAAAGGCCAUGCGCAGAAUGCGAUGAACCGGAUGAAGAGCAAUGAACAACAAAACACCAACGACCAGCAAGAGUUCCGACACAACUCCAUGGACGAGAAUCAGACAUCACGACCAUCUGCCUCACGGAACGUAAACGGCCCGACUCCAGCAGGAACACCAUUGAUCCGCGAAGACUCCAACUUCUCGCCCAUGUCCAGGAGGAGAGAGUCGCAAAUACCGCAGAUCAAUGUGAAUAACCACUACAAUGCGCAUCUAUCACCUCCCACGGAUGGCCGUCAUUCUUCAUCGCGGUUACAACCGCCGUCACCCGGUGAGGACCGGAUCGAAGCGCUGAUCAACGCGGCCCAACAUCUGGAGCCUGGAGCAGACACACCCUGGCGGUCACCAUCGCCUAUGAUUAUUGCUCGUGCCGAGAAUGUCCAGAUGUCAAAUCGAAAUCCCCAUGAGAGUAUGGGUCCACCUAUCGACCCAGCUAUGGAAGCGCUCUCGUUCUCGCCAGCCGGCCAUGUCUCAAGUUUGGACCAGUGGGCUUUCGAACUUGUUCAAAGCAACAACCCAGUCCCCAAUCGCACUCCUGCGGACGCGUUACAAACGUGGCUGUUUCCGCUCGAGGGCGACAUGAACACUCCCCAAGGAUCGCAUCACCUAGGCGUGGAAGGCUUUUUCGAGCACGGAGCAUUCCAAGCACUUCCAGAAAACCAGGCCAGUCCAUCGGGCAGCAGUGUUUCAAUAGCAAGCAGAGUGCCGCGAGAACGAUUCCAGCGAGUCCAAAGUUGUUGGCCCUCCCGGAAUCGCAAGUCCUCCCGGCUUAUGCCCGAUCUGUGGCAGAACCUUGUAGCGUGUGAAUGUACCAACAUACUGUCGGAGGUCGGCUCUGGAGCUAUGGAAACGCCCAUGAGUGAAAGGGAGCGGCGGAACUCGCGAUGGGGAUUAGACGAGGAGUGCAGAGGCAGGCUUCAAAGCGCCUUGCACAACUUACCGGCAUCUAACCCACCAAGAUCUGAAUCAUAUGGCGACACUGCAUCUUCGAGCGGGGAUGCCGCAGGAAGUCCGAGCAUCGAAGGUGUACAAUUUCCUCCCGCCGAGAUCUUGGACAUCGCUCUAGAGAUGUAUCUGUACUACUUCCAUCCAACCCUUCCGAUUAUUCACAUUCCGACGUUCUCUGCAAAGAAUGCGCCACGGCCAUUACUUCUUUGCAUGUGUCUCAUCGGCCUGAGCAUUCUUGGUACCGCAGGUGCAGCCAAGUUUGUCACUCGCACAUUCCCGGCUGUGUUACAACUCGCGUUGGCCGAGCUACAGACCCUUCCAACAACAGAUCAUCCGCCACAUCGGCAGAUGCGGAUCAUUGCCACUAGCUUGCUAGCCUUGAAUCUAGCGUCUAUCACCGGACGGAAAAGCCGUAUUGCGCAAGCCGAGAAGAUGUAUGCAGAGCUUAUCGGGUUUGCGCAGAGCCAAGGUCUUUUCUCUGCCAACGAGGGCGUGAAGAUAGAUCCUCUCUUGGAUGAGAUGAUCGAUAUUGACUCAAAGUGGAAGGCUUGGUCAAAGGUCGAAUGCAGCAAACGCAUCAUCUUUGGUCUUAUCGAAGCAGACUGCUGGUGGGCAGGCUACCUCUCCACAGCUCCAAUGAUCCGCCCCGAGACAGUCCAGAUUCUGCCGCCCUCAGAUUACUCGCUCUAUCAUGUCAACAGUGCGGCGAAGUGGUUCCAUCUCGUACAGCGCGGUGCGAGGAUACACUCACAGAGGAUAACACCAUCGUUCCAUCCGACCCCAGGCCUCAAGCUCGACGCAUCAAGCUUCCGAUCGUUACUGACUCUCCUGUUACUGCGCAUCUACGAGAGCAAUGACAGGCUUGCUCCCGCGACAGGAAAUCAGAAGCAACUUGAGCCUUGGCGGAUAUACGCCGAAGAUGCCCGGAGUCGAGAUAUCCUUCCCUUGCUGGUGAAUCUUUCUGGCUCUUCAAUUGACGCACUUCGCACCGCGGAUCUCAAUUCCGCCGUCCUUUGGCAUGCUUCCUGCAUGGUCCUCGGAGCGAAUAUACGCUAUUUCGAACUCGCAGCUGGACGUUCCGGUCCCGAACCUGCCGUUAACGCUCUGGAAGACAUUUCAAUGUGGUGCCAAACACCAAGCGCGAGACGAAGUGUAUUGCACGCCGCACACAUCUACAAGCUGCUCUUUGACCGCAAAGUGAGCGAUAUCGUCAACCCUCACAGCGUGGUAGCACUCUUCCACGCCGCCCUCGUUCUAGGCCUGUAUAUCUUCGCUCUUCCACCGACAGAUAAUAGGCCCAUGAGCGACUCUUGCAUCGAGCUCCUCGACCUCGUAGACUGGAUUUCUGUCGGCCAACUCGGUUUCAUCGAUACGCCACAAUCGCCCAUAGGGUUCGGAGACGCUACCCAAGUCGUCAACUUCAUACACCGCGGCGGCAGCUUCAGCAUAACGGGCAUCGCACUCGAAGGCGGCUAUCUUGCUGCUCGCCGUACUUUGCUACAUUGUUCAGACCUCAUGGAAGGCAUGGGCCGAUGGAAGAGCAGGACAUUCAGCCAGAUACUACAUAUCAUGAGCGACGAUCUAACUGAUUACGACGGCCGCGGCAACGACGAUGGGGAUGACGAGGUUGAUGGUGACGGGGAAGAGGGCGAAAGGAAUUCUCGGUGA